CGGAUCUUCCUUUCGACUUCUUCUACUCCUACUCCGAGACCAAUCCGUCAGUUGAGCCUAUAGGCUUCCGAGAAUCGCCGAAGUUCUCACCGUUUGGCCCGGGCCGGCUCGACCGGAAAUGGAGCGGCACUUCGGCCCCUGCGGGGAUGGAAGUGAAGAUACGUGAAGUUUCGGAGGAGAGGAAUCGGAUUCUUGGAGACCCACUUUCGGAGGAGGAAGUUGCAGAGCUUGUGGAAGAGUAUCGGCAUGACAAUUGCUCCCGGCAAAUAAAUCUUGGAAAGGGGGGAGUUACUCACAACAUGUUGGAUGACAUACAUAACCACUGGAAAAGGGCUGAAGCUGUGAGGAUCAAGUGCUUGGGAGUGCCAACUCUUGAUAUGGACAAUAUAUGUUUCCACCUUGAGGACAAGUCGGGUGGGAAGAUAAUAUAUCGACAUAUCAAUGUCCUUCUUUUAUACCGUGGUCGAAACUAUGAUCCCAAGAAUCGACCAGCUAUCCCUCUUAUGUUGUGGAAACCUUAUGCGCCAAUAUAUCCAAAGCUUGUGAAGAAUGUGGCUGAUGGCUUAUCAUUUGAGGAAACGAAGGAAAUGAGAAGUAGAGGAUUGAAUUCUCCUCCUCUAAUGAAACUUACAAGGAAUGGUGUAUAUGUUAACGUCGUCGAGAGAGUGAGAGAGGCUUUCGAGUUCGAGGAUGUGGUUAGACUAGAUUGCACUCAUGUUGGCAGCAGUGACUGCAAACAAAUAGGUGUUAAAUUGAGGGGUUUGGUACCUUGUGUUCCCAUUUUGUUCAAGGAUGAGCAGAUUAUACUGUGGAGAGGGAAGAAAGAUCAUCGAGAGGACGUGAACUCGAAGAUGGUAGAUUCCUGGAAUGUGUAUGUUUAACUUGCAGUAUCUUGGUACAGAUGAUGAGGAUGGUUUUUCUUCGAGGACGAUCAAUUUAUACAUUGUACCUACUGAUUUUGUUCGAGGRUGAGCAGACAGAUUAAAUUGUGGAGAGGGAGAGAGAUCGUGAAGAGAACGUGAACUCGAAGACGGUGGAUGUCGAUAGAACAUGGAGAGGAAAUGUAAACUAUAAUGGUGCUCAAAUCUUGAAUGAGCUUUGGGGAUUUGUUGAUUCUCAUUCCUCAAACUCUCCUGGAUGUGUUGUGUAGUCUUCUUGAAUAUCUGCAAUGAAUCUAAACUUUAAUA
This is a messenger RNA of Momordica charantia (bitter melon), 1187 nucleotides long. Its product is annotated as RNA-binding CRS1 / YhbY (CRM) domain-containing protein. NCBI's taxonomy places the organism in Eukaryota, Viridiplantae, Streptophyta, Magnoliopsida, Cucurbitales, Cucurbitaceae. Gene Ontology annotation, molecular function: RNA binding. The record is from RefSeq and is a predicted model, not a curated record. Gene Ontology annotation, biological process: Group II intron splicing.